CAAAUAACGCCUCCGAAUUUGUACGCGUCAAAAAAGUCCAUGUAAACUGUCCGAGACUGAACAUCAUGGCAAGUCGUUGCGCUACUCUUUUGCGCUCAUCACGGUUGGCUCGUGCACGCAUCGCACCACUAGCCAGCCGGUCAAGAUGUUUGACAACAGAAGCUGUCUCGUCAUCUGCAGCGAGUCCUCCUCCUUCAAGUGACCCGAAAAUUGGCCGCAUAGUGGACGACAUCUCUGGACUGACACUGUUACAGGCAGCUGACCUCGUCACGCUCUUGAAGUCACGGUUAAACAUUCAAGAAAUUGCUAUGCCCGCCGCUUCAGCCGCACCCGCUGCCGCCGCACCGGUUGAGGAAACAGCAGUGGAGGAGAAACCAAAGGAGAAGACAAUCUUCAAUUUGAAACUGGAAUCUUUUGAUGUUGCAGCGAAACCCAAGAUCAUCCGCGAGGUCAAGGCCCUGAUCCCGAACCUUACCCUCAUCGACGCGAAGAAGUUCGUAGAGUCUGUACCGCAAGUCCUCAAGGAAAAUAUGCCCAAAGAAGACGCGGACAAACUAAAAGCAGUCUUCGAAAAACUGGGGGCAGUAGUAGUACUUGAGUAGAUCAUCGUCAUCGAGUCUUGUGUAUAGAGCAUGUUCAGGCUAUAAUUCAUUCAAUAUAAUUAAGA
This is a messenger RNA of Suillus paluster, 667 nucleotides long. RefSeq names its product ClpS-like protein. Gene Ontology annotation, cellular component: ribosome. Gene Ontology annotation, molecular function: structural constituent of ribosome. The transcript has 6 exons. Gene Ontology annotation, biological process: translation. NCBI's taxonomy places the organism in Eukaryota, Fungi, Basidiomycota, Agaricomycetes, Boletales, Suillaceae. The record is from RefSeq and is a predicted model, not a curated record. Bases 66 to 602 code for a protein of 178 amino acids.